Gloeophyllum trabeum ATCC 11539 is the source of this 1303-nucleotide messenger RNA. Its product is annotated as glutamine synthetase. Gene Ontology annotation, cellular component: cytoplasm. Gene Ontology annotation, molecular function: glutamine synthetase activity. NCBI's taxonomy places the organism in Eukaryota, Fungi, Basidiomycota, Agaricomycetes, Gloeophyllales, Gloeophyllaceae. Bases 41 to 1114 code for a protein of 357 amino acids. The record is from RefSeq and is a predicted model, not a curated record. The transcript has 5 exons.
AUUCCUCUCUCUCUUGCUCCGUCGCCUCCUCACUACAAACAUGGCCUCGUCCUCUCCAUACCAGUACCGCCCCGACCUCCUCGCCCCCUACCUCGAGCUCCCUCAGGGCGACAAGAUUCAGGCCGAGUACGUCUGGAUAGACGGGGAUGGUGGUCUGCGUUCAAAGACGACGACUGUGAGCAAGAAGGUCACCGAUAUCGGCCAGCUCCGCAUCUGGGACUUCGACGGCUCCUCGACCAACCAGGCACCCGGCCACGAUUCGGAUGUCUACCUCCGUCCCGCCGCCAUCUUCAAGGACCCCUUCCGCCGCGGCGACAACAUCCUCGUCCUCGCCGAGACCUACAACAACGACGGCACCCCGAACAGGACGAACUACCGUCACCAUGCCAAGAAGAUCAUGGACCUCGCCAAGGACCAGGAACCCUGGUUCGGUAUCGAGCAGGAGUACACCCUCUUCGACGUCGAUGGUACCCCCUACGGCUGGCCCAAGGGUGGUUUCCCUGGUCCCCAGGGCCCUUACUACUGCGGUGCCGGUACUGGCAAGGUCUUCGCUCGUGACCUGAUCGAGGCGCACUACCGUGCGUGUCUCUACGCCGGUGUCAACAUCAGCGGUAUCAACGCCGAGGUCAUGCCCUCCCAGUGGGAGUUCCAGGUCGGCCCGUGCGAGGGCAUCUCCAUGGGUGACCACCUCUGGAUGGCGCGUUACCUUCUUGUCCGCAUCGCGGAGCAGUGGGGCAUCAAGGUGUCCUUCCACCCCAAGCCGCUGCAGGGUGACUGGAACGGCGCGGGCGCGCACACCAACUUCUCCACGAAGGCGAUGCGCGAGGAGGGAGGAAUGAAGCACAUCGAGGCUGCGAUCGAGAAGCUCAGCAAGAGGCACGAUGAGCACAUUGCUGUCUACGGGGAGGACAACGACCUGCGGUUGACCGGUCGCCAUGAGACGGGCCACAUCGGUACUUUCAGCAGCGGUGUCGCCAACCGUGGCGCAUCCAUCCGUGUACCGAGGCACGUCGCUGCCCAGGGCUACGGCUACCUCGAGGACAGACGUCCUGCCUCCAACAUUGACCCGUACCGUGUCACGGGCAUCAUCGUCGAGACCACCCUUAUCAACUAGACGGCGAUCGUCAUCGGUGUUCUUAGAUCGUAGAGUUCUCGAUUUGUCUCUAAUAUUUGUCAAUGGACCAUCAGGCUGUGGUAGUACUACUAUUCUUGACGGUGAAUGUGGACGCAGAAGUCUGAGACAUUGUACAUCGGGUUCUGGAGGAAUAAACAAAAUAAUUUUUGACCGGGAUAGGGGACCGUG